Messenger RNA from Ipomoea nil (Japanese morning glory), 717 nucleotides. RefSeq lists its product as uncharacterized. Lineage: Eukaryota; Viridiplantae; Streptophyta; Magnoliopsida; Solanales; Convolvulaceae. The record is from RefSeq and is a predicted model, not a curated record. The transcript has 3 exons. The coding region runs from base 1 to 717 and encodes 238 amino acids.
AUGGAACCAUCAAGACGUCUUGCAAGGACUUCAGAAGCGGCCACCAACGAUCAGCUAGUUCAAAGCCUGCUUCAGCUGGCGCAAAUCACCCAAACGCUGAGCAACGCCCUCCUCAACAACAGCCACCCUCCUCAGAAUGGGAAUCGGGACGUAGUACGCCAAAUCUUCGAAGUAGUGGUCUGCCUGGAGGAUCGCCAAGUGGAGUUAGCUACGGUCUACCUUAGGCAAGAAGCAGACUUGUGGUGGAUGCUUGAAAGGCCAGCUUGUAGACAAAAUCCGGGGUUUAGUUGGGAAAUCCUGAAGGAUAAGCUACGUGAGCUGUUCUAUCCUGCUCAUGUCAAGGCGGAAAAUUACGAGGAGUUCCUCCACCUUAAGCAAGUACCCUUGUCGGUAAUGGAGUACCACAAGAAGUUUUUGGAGUUAGCCCGUUUUGCCUCAGUUUUGGUACCUACCGAGGAGAGUAAAGUAGAGAAGUUUGUGGCCGGACUCAACUUCGAGGCUAGGAAAGCCAUGACUGUGUCAAAGCCCAAGACUCUCAAUGAGGCAUACCUUUGUGCAGCCGACCUCUACCGGGUGCAGCAAGUUCAGAAAGGAAUCCGGGAGAGCCGUAAGAGGAGUUUUGAAACAAGUGUUGCACCUGUGGUAAGUUUCAGGCUUAAACGAGGCAAAGUCGCACAACCAGAGCGAAAGCGGGACAAGAAGACGAGCAAAGACUAA